This is a messenger RNA of Didymodactylos carnosus, 1039 nucleotides long. The record is from the annotation of a GenBank genome assembly. NCBI's taxonomy places the organism in Eukaryota, Metazoa, Rotifera, Eurotatoria, Philodinida, Philodinidae.
AUGUUGUCAACAUCCUCCUCGUCAACUGAAAAUCGAAUUGAAGAUGAAUUAAUUUAUUUGUUACCAAACAGUAUCGGUCAAGGUCGAUUAAAAAUAUUUAAAAAUGCAUUUGAAAAAUUUAAUUUAAAAUCUGUUGAUACAUUUGACUAUUCAACAACUAAAUAUGUUAUUGCUGAAGAUAGUCUAAAUUUAAAAGUUAUUUUAAACAAAAUAUUAAAAUUAGAAGAAGAACAACAACAGCAAGAACCGACGCAAAUACAAAAUGUCGAAAAUGUUAUGAACAAAAAUGCACCAGUUAUCAUAAAAACAAAAUGGUUGAGUGAUUGUUUAAAAGUAAAACGUCUGUUACCAAUUGAUAAAUAUAUUAUUGAAAAGAAAAAACCGAAACCAGCAUCUUUACCUCCACAAUUAGAACCCUUAGAAUCAAGAGGGUUAAUAUCUUCAGUGUCUACGGAUAAUAUCCAGUCAAGAUUAUCAAAAACAACAUUAGAAGCAAGCACGGUUGCGCCUCUUCCUCCACCACCGUCAAGACAUCGAACUUAUUCAUCAGAAAGUGAAAGUGAUGAUGAAAAUACAAAGAAUCCGAUCGUGGAACAAAGUGGUAGUGGAACUCUGCUGAAAGGAAAUUGGCUUUGUUCCGAAUCAUGUCCAACAGCUCCCGUUGUAGCUCGACCAAUUUUAUCAAAUUCAAUUAGAAAGACGACUAAUCCAAAUCAAGAAAUAAUUGAUAAAUUACAAGUAUGUCAAAACGAUUCUCUUUCCAUAUCUGAACAAAAACUUUAACAGGGAUUUGACUGAUACUAUUUACUUUUCAUCUGGUUACUAGAUAUUAACUAAAGUGGCGAACACAAGUUUAGGAUCACUUUUAUUUUUGAAUUUUCUCGUGAACUAAAGUAGCUAGAAUAAAUCCGAGAAUAGAUUUAUGUAGAGAACACCUUAGAGUAUCUAAGCAUGUAAGAAGAAAAAUUUUCAUUUAACUUUAGCUGGUUUAAAGAAGAUGAAAUUUUAAAAAUUUAAAAGCAUUAAAUUUUCAACUUUU